Neocloeon triangulifer is the source of this 1510-nucleotide messenger RNA. RefSeq lists its product as uncharacterized. NCBI's taxonomy places the organism in Eukaryota, Metazoa, Arthropoda, Insecta, Ephemeroptera, Baetidae. The transcript has 4 exons. Bases 317 to 856 code for a protein of 179 amino acids. The record is from RefSeq and is a predicted model, not a curated record.
CUUGUUGGCGGCGCCCUCGACGGCCAACUCGUGGCGCGCAGCCUCGAGCGGGGGUCGCUCCAUCCCCACCACCAAACCUAGCAGCCGCCCCUCCAGCCCCUCCACGCGAACGCCGAAAUCAACAAGCGUCAGUUUGGCCAGGUCGUCAGGAGUCAAUUGCGCCCUGAACGACAGCACCAGGUACAACCUGAAGUCCUCGUGAACCCUGACCUGAGCCUCGGAAAGGGUCACUGAACCUGCCGAAGUCCUCUGCACGACGCUGUCUGAGUUUGAAUCAAGAGCUUCUGAGUGAAACCCAAAAAUUUUCUUCUGCAAUAUGGGUGAUUUUCAUAUUAAAAAUGGUCGCGUUAUGGGUCGCCGUCUUAACUGUGUGGUGAUUUUCCACCGAGAUGGCAACCGACAGGGCAUGUCCGGCCUUCUGACAGAGGCUGUGGUUGCUCUCAUGGGCCGCUGGAAUGGGCACCCAGUGAGAUUUCGAGGAGGCCAUGGUGCGUCAAAAGCUGCCCUGAAGACAGCAGUCCUUGACCAACUGAUGGCAGCCACCAUGCUCUGCAUUCAUCGACCAGAGCCCCAUGACGGAGAUGAAAUGGACGCCCUCUCCAAUGACAUCAUGUCCUCAAUUCGAACGCUGCCCAACAUGGGGCCGCGUAUGUUGGUGAUCCUGCUCGAUCACAUGAAAGAGGAGUACGACGCAUACGACGACUCUUUCAGGCUUCGCCUGAUUGCUAUCGAGAGCUUGCUAGCUCGUUUCCCUGCUACAUUGGCAGCAGCCAAUGUUGAUGCGGUCAGGAGCUUUUGGCUGCUAUCCAGCUCCAGCAGCUUCUCUCUCUCUCAAUGUCAAAAGCACGGGUCGUAAAUCAAUUUCCGUGUUUUCUUAAAAAGCAUAUUUGUUUUUCAAGUCCAGACCUUUCAAUUACAAUGAAAACAAACACUUUCAACUUAAUUCAAUUAAUUUCCGUUAAAUUGACGAAGAAUAGAAAAAGAGGAGAAAAUUCAUCUGAACUCAAGAGCUGAGCAAGGAAAUUUAUAAAAUUAAAUUAGACUGAAAUAAUUGCAGAAGCCUUAAACUAUGCAGUUGCUGUAAUUUAAAUUAACUUCAAAUAAAAAGCAAAAUUCAGUUAUGAGCAGUAGAGAAAAUAAAAAAACAUUUUAUUUGAUGUAAUUACUGAGUCGCGAAUUCACUUUGAAUUGUCGUUGUGUUUGCUGAUAGAGAUCACAUGCUUUGAAUUCACUGCGUAAUGGAGGCUUUGGAAUUUUGAAUGAUCCGUUCAAAUAAAGAUCAGCGCUGAUUAAUCUGUGCGUGAAAUGGAACGCCAUUAAAUCUGUUUGAGGUUCUCUGAACUCAAAUUCUAAACUAAACUCCUCUGAUACCAGAGAACUAUUGUCACUUUUCCAAAUGAAAAUUAAAUUUUUCAUAAUAUUUAUAUAGAAAAUAUCAGGAUUUCUUUAAUUAGGAAAGAAAAUUUUAAAAAAAAAAGAAAAAAAAUAAUUCUAUUAAUUCGCAGCAAAA